Colletotrichum godetiae is the source of this 704-nucleotide messenger RNA. RefSeq lists its product as uncharacterized. NCBI's taxonomy places the organism in Eukaryota, Fungi, Ascomycota, Sordariomycetes, Glomerellales, Glomerellaceae. The transcript has a single exon. Bases 86 to 253 code for a protein of 55 amino acids. The record is from RefSeq and is a predicted model, not a curated record.
UAUUCCAACUUACUGCAGUCCGCGAUCACAAAUCGUUUUGUCACAAGAGACAUACGCCUGAUCCCAAUCAGGCGCUUUUCUGCCCAUGUCAAUUGUCAACGCCUGCCCGCGUUGGUGUCUGAUUGAGGAUCAGUCUCUUCUGGAUUGUGACUCGAUGGAAGCACAGGUAAGGGCACGGGCGGCAAAAUGUGAUUUCCCAUCUCUAGCACCUUGUCUGGCCUGUUGCUGUCAAGUCGACGGUGCAUGCAGUUAAUCGUCUUGUUGGCCUAGAUGGCAGCCUUGCAUUUUAUGCUUGGCGAACCGUUGCGUACUGGACCAUAUAAAAGCAUUCGGAAAGACAUGAUCCUGCCAUGAUCUGAAACAGUUUUCUCGCAAGAGCAUCGCCAAUACACCGCAUGUCAGGCUUCAACUCAUCAAAUCAAGCAUGGCCUCAGAAUUUAGCUGAAUCGGCAUUAUGCCAGUUGUCUGCGCGAAUGCGGCUAUAAUUCUUUCUGUAUCGUCACCUUAUAUCGCCAACCCGCGCCGUAUCAGAUUACCUCAAGCAGUUCUUUGGGCUACUUGGGCUCUAUUGGCUCUCAGCUGGAUUGUUUCCCUGCUGGAGCUCGAGCAGCUAUUUCGAUCAUGUCUCCUGCGCUACUCAGUUUACCACAUGACAUUCUUCGCCAUUGCGACUUGUCGUAUAGUCACAAUAGGGGCAUCGACGU